AUGGAUGAUGAUAAAAAUUAUGUGACAACAAUUGAAAUGCAUCCAGACGAUCAGUUUAUUGUUAAAAAUUAUGGUCAAUUACCUGAUUAUAUCCGUACAAGUAAUUUAAAAUAUACUUAUGAUCUAAUAGAGGAAUUUCUUUAUGUUGGUGUUAUGGGUAGUUCGGAAUCAAAAGAAUUUAAAUUAGGUAAAACAUCAGUAAAAGAUAUCGAACAAUGA
This is a messenger RNA of Didymodactylos carnosus, 219 nucleotides long. The record is from the annotation of a GenBank genome assembly. Lineage: Eukaryota; Metazoa; Rotifera; Eurotatoria; Philodinida; Philodinidae.